Molecule: messenger RNA, 1774 nt
Organism: Daphnia pulex (common water flea)
Lineage: Eukaryota; Metazoa; Arthropoda; Branchiopoda; Diplostraca; Daphniidae
Product: glutamate [NMDA] receptor subunit 1-like
Exons: 8
Coding region: 275-1510 (411 amino acids)
Cellular component (GO): membrane
Molecular function (GO): ligand-gated monoatomic ion channel activity
Source: RefSeq, a predicted model, not a curated record
UGACUGCACACGUCACGUGUUAGUAAUGUAUUGGUACACCAGGUCGUUUAAAAAGGAAGAGAUUUAGAACCUAGAAUUCUUAUAUUUUAAUUUUGAAGUCACUCUCGAGAUCAAUUCUUAGAUAACGGACGUUGCUUUUAGAUUAUUCUAGUAUUUUGAAUUACAUUGUGGCAGCUGAUAGUGAUACAUUUGGCAAAGAAAGUUGUAGUUUUAAAAUGUUUGCAAUCGUUUUAAUAACAAGGUUAAAGUUCGGUACGCCGAUGUUGAUUCACAAAUGAUGUUGAUCAAAAAAUGGUUCACAGUUUCGCGAUGGAUGAAGUUCUCUGAAAUUUUUCUCGCCACCAUAUCCGUUACAAAACGACAUGUGAAUGUCCCUGGUCGAUCCAAAAGAAAGAUUCUGCUAACCUCUGCAAGCACCCAACCUCGGAUCAACGAAAUCAAAAACGUUGACAGCAUUACGUCCACCUUUCAUUUAACUGCCGAUCGAGUAGCGAAAAAUGAUCCAACGUCAUUUAUAUGGACUGAAGGAAUGACACUAAUUGUACCAAGACCUGAGGAAGAAAAUCGUUUAUUCGCUUUCAUCGGUCCAUUUCAACCUAUGGUUUGGUUGCUGAUUUUCAUCAGCAUUUUCCCUGUCAUUGGCGCGAUGACUUUUUUUACGUGGUUCUACCAACAUCUUCAUUGGAAUAACGAUGCCGCCAAGAACAACAAUUCCAUUCGAUGGUUUACAACUAUCCCUAGUUCCCACAUGAUUUACGUGAUUAAUACCCUGACGAAUCAAGGGGGUAGAGAAGCAUUUAAUCGCUUCUCAUUUCGGGUCCUGACUGGAGUUUGGGUUUUGUGCGCUAUGGUUUUGGUCAAUUGUUACACUGGAAUCGUCACAUCUUCACUCACAACGCCAAAGAUGAAACCGACCAUAAACUCAUUUGAAGACUUGGCCGCAAGCGAAGAAGUUGGUAUAGUUCUGCGAAGUGAUACGACGAUCGGAAAUCAGAUCCUGAAGGCGACAUCCGGUAUUUAUAAGGUUCUUGGGGAUGAAGCCCGACGUAAUCCUAAUCAAAUAGUUGACAAUCCUUUCAAGUUGACCGCAACACUGGAAACUGGACGCUACGCUUAUCCUUAUCUGCACUCUUUAUGCUAUGCCUUUGUCUGUUCUCAAUAUGAGAAAGACGGGAUGUGUCGCUUUAAAUUAUCGAAACUUUUGCCCGUUUCCAUUGGAUUUACGUCUUUGUUUUUUAAAAAAGGAAGUUUGUUUACUAAAGAUAUGGACAAAGGACUUAUGGAACUGUGGGAGAGUGGACUUGUCCGUUUAUGGAUUAAUAAUAUUCAUUCUACUCCCAAGGCGAAACAGUGUUUUGCCGAUACGAAACGUGGAGUCACCCGCGUAGUCCCCAUUCAACUGUCGGACUUAAUUAGCGCUUUCUUUAUCCUUGCUAUCGGUAUUGGAUUGGCGACGCUGAGUUUCUUACUGGAAAUAAUCCUAUCAACAUUACGUCGAGAGAGGCUUUAGUUAAUUUAAGCAUUUAUUGCAGCAGGUAUGUGCUGCACUACAUCAAUAGGGCACGUUGUGUAGUUUCUAAUAAUAGUCUUUUCGUCUAAUAAUAUCCUCUUUUAUAUAUUUAUAUAUACGUCUUAAACAACCUUUACCGAAUUUUAAUCCGUUUUUACUUCUCCUCCUGGGGCAUGCGAACGUUUUUAGCUUAGUCUUGUAACUCCUGAUACGAAUUAACUAACUAGCAGUUGAUUUGCUAGAAUACACAUUUGUUUAAAAGUU